Molecule: messenger RNA, 399 nt
Organism: Magnolia sinica
Lineage: Eukaryota; Viridiplantae; Streptophyta; Magnoliopsida; Magnoliales; Magnoliaceae
Product: mini zinc finger protein 2-like
Exons: 1
Coding region: 1-399 (132 amino acids)
Biological process (GO): regulation of DNA-templated transcription; regulation of developmental process
Cellular component (GO): nucleus
Molecular function (GO): transcription cis-regulatory region binding; DNA-binding transcription factor activity
Source: RefSeq, a predicted model, not a curated record
AUGCCAACUUCAUCUUCCUCAAUUCACCUCUCCUCUCUAUUCAACAGAAGACCCAAGAACAGUUCUAGCUCAGGUGUUGAAGAACAAGAAGAGAAAACCCUAGAAAAGAGCUGUAGUCCCAGCAACAUGAAACCCCAAGAAGAACCCAAGAAGGUUUCGAAUGGUCCUUUGGUGAAGAAAGAGAGAGGGGUCAGAUACAAGGAGUGUAGGAAGAACCAUGCAGCUAACAUUGGUGGAUAUGCCGUUGAUGGCUGUAGAGAGUUCAUGGCUGCUGGGGAGGAAGGGACCAGUGCUGCACUCAAGUGUGCUGCUUGUAACUGCCACAGGAACUUCCACAAAAGGGAGGUGGAGAUCGAUGGCCUGUGCGAUUGCUCGUCAAAUUCAACAACCUGGAAAUGA